Molecule: messenger RNA, 1545 nt
Organism: Penicillium verrucosum
Lineage: Eukaryota; Fungi; Ascomycota; Eurotiomycetes; Eurotiales; Aspergillaceae
Product: phenylalanine--tRNA ligase
Exons: 1
Coding region: 1-1545 (514 amino acids)
Biological process (GO): phenylalanyl-tRNA aminoacylation
Cellular component (GO): cytoplasm; mitochondrion
Molecular function (GO): tRNA binding; ATP binding; phenylalanine-tRNA ligase activity
Source: RefSeq, a predicted model, not a curated record
AUGUCCAACCCAACAAUGAGGCUAUUCGCUACCGGUCGAGCCCUGCGUGCAAGCAGUGGCCGUUGGUCAAUUGCCUCAAUCCGACCCCAAACUGCCAUUCCGCGCUCCCUCCAACUGACUCCCAUCUUCUCCCGCAACCGCGAAUGGAGCUCAACCCCAGCUCGCCGGAGUACUACCCCCAAACACCCCCAGCAACAAUCGACCCUCAAACUCGAAGGAGACACCUACCCAACCGAUGAAUGGACCAACACCCCCGAUACAAUCCUCUCCCAUAUCGGACGACGACUCUACCUCGACGACAACCACCCUCUUGCCAUUACACGCAAACUCAUCGAAAGCCAAUUCACAUCCCCAAGCUUUGGAAACUACUCAGAGAAGAACCCCGUCGUCUCAACAAGACACAAUUUCGAUAUCCUCGGCUUCCCCGCGGAUCACCCGGGCCGCAGCCGCACAGAUACCUACUACGUGAACGACAAGACAGUGCUGCGCACGCACACAAGCGCGCACCAGCAAGCGUAUUUCCAGCAAAUCGCACGCAACGAGCAAACCCGUCCAGAGGAGGUCGGAUACACCGUGGUCGCUGACGUCUACCGUCGCGACGCAAUCGACCGCAGCCACUACCCCGUCUUUCACCAGAUGGAGGGUGCGAUGCUAUGGAAGCGACCCGCGACGAACCCACUCGCCGCCUCGACAGAGACAGCAGCGAGGAUCAUGGCUGAUGUGGAGAAGAUCCCGCGCCACGAUGUCGUAGUCGAGGACCCGAACCCGACUAUCCAUGCCCUGCGGAACCCGCUGCAGGAUAAGCACCACAGUGUCGAGGAGGUGGAGGCUGUGGCCACGCAUCUGAAGCGUUCGCUUGAGCGGAUGGUUAUCAAGAUCUUCACGGAAGCGAGCAAGGCCGCGGCGGCCAGUAGCGGUGCCGAGGAGCAGGAACCUCUCAAAGUUCGCUGGAUCGAGGGGUCCUUCCCGUUCACUAGCCCUGGCUGGGAACUGGAGGUGUUCUGGCAAGAUGAAUGGUUGGAGAUCCUGGGGUGCGGAAUCAUCAAGCAGGAUCUAUUGAUCAACUCUGACGUGCCAGACCGGAUUGGCUGGGCGUUUGGACUGGGUCUUGAGCGCAUUGCUAUGCUUCUUUUCAAUAUCCCCGAUAUCCGACUGUUCUGGUCGCGGGAUGAGCGGUUCUUGUCGCAGUUCCGGGCUGGCCAUAUUGCUCGCUUCGAGCCUUUCUCGAAACACCCGGCUUGCUAUAAGGAUGUUGCUUUCUGGUUGCCUCCCUCGGCUGUGACGGGUGGUAACAGUGCUGCUGGUGGGGGUGUGCCUUUCCAUGAGAAUGAUGUUAUGGAGAUUGUUCGUGGAAUUGGUGGGGAUCUUGUUGAGGAUGUUACUCUCAUUGAUGAGUUCACGCACCCGAAGUCUUCGCGGAAGAGUAUGUGCUACCGUAUUAACUACCGGAGCUUGGAGCGGACUUUGACGAAUGAGGAGAGUAAUGAGUUGCAUCUGAAAGUCCGGGAGAAGCUGGUUGGAGAGCUUGGUGUUGAGCUGAGGUGA